AUGCAUGCUUGGUGUUGUCGUCGUGCAGUGGGUGGCCUUCACACGGCUGGCCGGCGUGGAGCACGUCUUCUGGUACGACUGCGCGCACGACGCGUCCGAACGCCAGGCGGAAGCCCUCGGGCCCUUCAUCCGCUGCACCGCGUUCUCAGCGCCGCGUACGUCGUCUUUCCCGAGCAGAACGGCGCGAUACUGCAUUACCUCAAAGAGUACCGCAAUGCGUCCACGUGGGUGGUGUUCUGCGACGUCGACGAGUUCAUUUUCGACCCUCGGGAUCUCCGCGCGGGCUUCCUCUUCCGGUUCAUGCGCAACGUCUCGCUCGCGGAUCCCUCCGUCACCCAGGUUCUCGCGCCAAACAUUUUUUUCGUAGGCAACAGCGAAUCCCCUCGCUCCUCCUUCCUCUUCCGCCGCUUUACUAAGUGCCAGCACUUAGCGGACUGGCGGCAGCACCUGCAGCGCUCCAAGCCCAUCGUGCGCGUGGCAGCGGUGGAGCAGUGGGCGGACAUGCGCGUUGCGCCGCAUUUCUUCCCCAUGGCCGUGGGCGCAACUCAGCGCGCGGAUCCCGCGCAGCUGCGCAUGCACCACUACUGGGGGCCGAGGGGGACGGGGUUUGGCGCAGAGACGAGGGAGUUUGCGAAAGAAGUGGAGAAGGAUGUAACUAUCGAGCCACUGGAACUGUCUCUUAGUCGAAUGUUGCACCCGGGCUUGCCGUAUCUCACCUACCUGGAGGCGAAGCGAAGGAUCCUGGAAGCAGCAGACAGUGCCAUGCGGCUCUCUUACACCCUUGCUGACCCCUUUGAAUGGCGUUGA
Molecule: messenger RNA, 807 nt
Organism: Closterium sp. Naga37s-1
Lineage: Eukaryota; Viridiplantae; Streptophyta; Zygnematophyceae; Desmidiales; Closteriaceae
Source: the annotation of a GenBank genome assembly